UUUUUGUUUGUUAAGAACUUAUUUGCUACUUUUGAUUUGUUUAAUGAUAGAUGGUUGUUAAGGUUGUAAUGAAAGUAUUGUCAAAAAAAAAAAGAAGCUGUAAUGAAAUUAUGGUUAUGCUUUUAUUUAGUGAGUUUUUUUAGUAAUGCAUUUUUAUUAGAGGGAAACAAAGUAUAGUUCAUUUUCCUGAAAAUUGAUUAAUAAGUUGUAUGAGAUUAAUUUUAUUUUCCAAAUCUAAAUUCAUGUUUCUUUUCUUCUGGAUGCUCUUACAUGAAUGUAAUUAGCUUAUGCUUUCUUAAUUAUUGCAUGUUUGGAUUGUCGGUGAGUUCGGUAAAAAUUAUGGUGACACCUGAAAGUGUAGCUUUUAGCAAAAUCACUGUGGUACACUUUGAUUCUGGAGCAAGCAAAGUGAUUUAAAGAUGGGUUCUUUAUGUGAUUUUUGCGGAGACCAGAGGUCCGUGGUGUACUGCCGCUCUGAUGCUGCUUCCUUAUGUUUGUCAUGUGAUCGAAAUGUUCAUUCUGCUAACACACUUUCUAAGCGUCAUUCAAGAACACUUGUAUGUGAGAGAUGUAAUUUACAACCUGCAUAUGUGAGGUGUGUUGAAGAGAAAGUUUCACUUUGUCAGAACUGUGAUUGGUCGGCUCAUGGUACCGAUCCAUCUUCUUCAACGCACAAGAGACAAUCAAUUAAUUGCUACUCUGGCUGUCCUUCAGCUUCCGAGCUUUCUUCAAUAUGGCCCUUUUUCUCAGACAUCCCUUCUAUGGGUGAAGCAUGUCAGCAGGAACUCGGUUUGAUGAGCAUUAAUGAUAACAGCGAAAAUAAAUCUAUUCUUCCUCCAGAAAGCAAGAAUGUGUCUGGUUCUACUCAAUUUGCCGAUCUUCCCAGCAAGGAUAAGUCAAGGGUCAGCACAUCUUCAAUACCCGAGUCAAGUGCAAAAUCUUAUAUUAUUGACCAGGCGCCUGGACCUUCCGAUGAAUGUAUGCCUAAGGAACAGUUACAAUGUUCCAGUAGAAAGUCUCCUGCACUUUGUGAAGAUGAUAAUUUUUAUGAUGAUUUCAACAUAGAUGAUAUGGAUCUUGAACUCGAGAACUAUAAGGAAAUUUUUGCUUUUGCUCUCAAUCACUCAGAAGAGUUUUAUGAAAAGGGCAGUAUUGAUAGCUUAUUUGAAAGAAAAGACAUGUCUGCUAGUGAUGUUGCUGCUGAGGGGCCAUCAGCUCGGUUUAUCAGUUCUAUCCAACCAGCAUGCAGCAAUGCAGCAUCUGCAGAUUCAAUAUUAAGUACUAAAACUGAACCGGUUCUUUAUUUCACGGAAAGGCAAUCUCAAUCAAACAUUUCAUUUUCCAGUGCUACAAAAGAUGCUAGUGCUGGUGGCAGUCUAGAGUGUGGUGCUUCCUCAAUGCUUCUCAUUGGGGAGCCUCCCUGGUCUCCUCCUUGCCCUGUGACUUCUAUUCAAUCUGCUAAUCGAAGCAAUGCUGUCAUGCGUUAUAAGGAAAAGAAAAAGAAUCGGAAGUUUGAUAAGAAAGUAAGAUAUGCUUCUCGGAAGGCUAGGGCUGAUGUCAGAAAACGUGUGAAAGGCCGGUUCGUCAAAGCUGGGGAAACAUUCGACUAUGACCCUUUGAGCGAAACCAGAAGCUGCUGAGUAUAUACCGUUUAACCAUGUUCUAUGAAACAAAAGAAACACAGCUAAAAAUAUCAUUUGUUCUUUAAAAAAAAAUCGAUGAAAUUUGAUGCAAUGACAAACAUUGAUUUUAUCAAAGGAGCCUUUAUUCUCUUCAAGAGAAUGAAGGUUCUAACGAAGCCAAAAUCCAAUGAAUUGACAAUAUUAGCUCGGGAGGGACCUUCGCUGCAAAAGAUAUCAAAGUUGUGAUGUCAACUAACAUGUCACCAGGUCCCCCUUCAAGCAAUGUGUCUUGAAUCUUGAUUCCCUUUUAGAGGCAAAUCAUGGCUCUUGAUUCUAAUGUAAUGCACAAUUCAUUGUUAGUCAUUUGGCCAUGAUAUUGUUCAUUCAUUGUUUGUCAUUAUUUUUGUUAAUUCCACACUAAUUUAAGCCAAUGUAUGAAGAACUGCAAGAUAUGGCAUGUUAAGUCAGUGUUGUAGAAUGUAAUGUUUUGUGAUACAUACAUGUAGAUUGAGUUGUAAUUGCUUAAGUUAUUUAGAUAUGAGAAUUGUAAAUUUGAAGUUUAUGUAUAGAAUAUGAUGUCAUCUAUUAUGAUGAUAGGUUGAACACGUAUUGGUAGAAGUUUUGUUGGUAUGUUGUUUGGGUCAUUGUUUGCAUUGUGUACUUCAAUUGUAAACUCUUUCAUAAAAGAACUGCAAUUAUAUUUAAGAAAUUUAUGUGU
Molecule: messenger RNA, 2340 nt
Organism: Trifolium pratense (red clover)
Lineage: Eukaryota; Viridiplantae; Streptophyta; Magnoliopsida; Fabales; Fabaceae
Product: zinc finger protein CONSTANS-LIKE 9-like
Exons: 6
Coding region: 420-1640 (406 amino acids)
Molecular function (GO): protein binding; zinc ion binding
Source: RefSeq, a predicted model, not a curated record